Molecule: messenger RNA, 1866 nt
Organism: Pyrenophora tritici-repentis Pt-1C-BFP
Lineage: Eukaryota; Fungi; Ascomycota; Dothideomycetes; Pleosporales; Pleosporaceae
Product: PAP2 domain containing protein
Molecular function (GO): peroxidase activity
Source: RefSeq, a predicted model, not a curated record
AUGGCAAAUUUCACUCCUGUUCGGCUUCCUAAGGUCGAGGAAGAUGAGGUGUACAAUAAGAACUACAUCCUCUACUGGAAUAAUGUCGGCUUAGACCUCAACCGUGUUACACACACCUUGGGAGGCCCUCAGACCGGUCCACCCAUCUCCGCCAGAGCUCUAGGCAUGCUUCAAUUGGCUAUCCACGAUGCCUACUUUACUAUCAAGCCCUCUGCCGACUUCACAACCUUCUUGACACCCAACGCCGAAAUCGACGCAUACCGUCUGCCCGAUCCGACUCAUUCGGACGAUGCCCGCCAGGCGGUAGCGGGAGCAGCAGUCACGAUGCUGUCGAUGCUUUACAUGAGGCCUGCGGAAAUGCCCAGACCCUCCCCCAUAUCCAAUGACACCUAUGCCCAGCUCGAGUAUAUUAUAGAAUCCUCGAUGACCAACGCACCCGGCGGCUGCAAUACGGUAUCCUACAGUUUCAACUUCGGCAAGGCAGUAGCCACUAAAUUCUUCGACCUGCUUUUCCACGAGGAAGGUGCCAAUCAACGUGGCUACACCCCCACAUUCGCUCCUUUCAAGUUCAACGAUGAACCCACUCAUCCUGUUGACCUUGUCCCCGAGGACGCCAACGAGCCCGGUGGUAACAUAGUUCCUAGACGCCAGUAUCAUGCCCCCUUCUAUGGUACGAGAGCCAAGCGCUUUGCGACACAGACUGAUCACAUUAUUGCCGAUCCACCAGGCAUUCGUUCCGGCGCUGGUGAGGUCACCGAAUAUGACGACGCUAUCCGUGAAGUUUACGCCAUGGGUGGAGCAGCCAGUCUCAACACUACCAAGCGCACUCCCCACCAGACAGUCCAAGGCAUGUUCUGGGCUUACGAUGGCGCAAAGUUGAUCGGUACACCACCGCGACUAUACAACCAGAUCAUACGCAAAAUCGCAGUGGCGUACAAGCAAGAAGAUAACCUGGCCGAAAGCGAGAUCAACAACGCCGACUUUGCUCGUCUCCUCGCUCUGGUGAACGUGGCUAUGGCUGAUGCAGGCAUCUUCUCCUGGAAGGAAAAGUGGCAGUUUGAGUUCUGGCGCCCGCUUUCCGGUGUCCGCGCCGAUAGUCUUCGUGACCCUAAACUUGUAGACCGUGGCGACCCAUUCUGGCUUACGCUCGGGGCUCCAGCUACAAACUCAGAUUCACUUCCCUUCAAGCCGCCCUUCCCCGCCUACCCCUCUGGUCACGCCACGUUCGGUGGUGCAGCCUUCCAGAUGGUACGCAAGUACUACAACGGGCGUCCUGGACUUGGUUCCUGGGCAGACGACGAGCCAGACAACAUCGCCGUCGAAUUUGUCUCUGAGGAACUGAAUGGAAUAAGCAGAGAUCUCCGCCAACCCCACGACCCCAAACGCGACAUUACCGACCAACCCGGUACCGUGCGUACCCGUCUCCCCCGCCACUUCUCUUCGUGCUGGGAGAUGAUGUUCGAAAACGCCGUCUCACGCAUCUUCCUAGGUGUGCACUGGCGCUUCGACGCUGCGGCCGCCAAGGACAUCUUGGUUCCCACGACGAAGAAGGAUGUCUACGCUGUAGACGACAAGGGCGCUUCUCUGUUCAAGAAUGUUGAGGAUAUUCGUUAUAGGACGAAGAGUACAAGGGAGGGAUUUGAGGGUAAAUACCCCAUUGGUGGUGUACCCCUGGGUAUUGAGAUCGCGAAUGAGAUUUUCGACAACGGACUCGUGCCUACGCCGCCGGAAUUGCAGCCUGUGGUGCAGGGUAUGCCGCAGCCUACACCGCAGCCUCCGCAGCAUCAGGGGCCACCAAGGAAGAUGGAGAAGUUGCCAAAGCCGAAGGAUGAGGAUCAGGUUCCUAUGAUGGAUGUGGAGCCCUAG